This is a messenger RNA of Myzus persicae (green peach aphid), 1857 nucleotides long. RefSeq lists its product as uncharacterized. Lineage: Eukaryota; Metazoa; Arthropoda; Insecta; Hemiptera; Aphididae. The record is from RefSeq and is a predicted model, not a curated record. Bases 208 to 1791 code for a protein of 527 amino acids. The transcript is spliced from 5 exons. Gene Ontology annotation, biological process: mitotic cell cycle.
GUUGCUUGUUGUUCACACACGACACACCACUACACCAGUAAGUUAGUAAGUUACCUAUUAUACUUCAGUGUUUAGUGGCAGUUCAUAUAUUAUACAUUUUUGAUUUUUGGAAUAUUAUUGAAAAUAAUAAGAGUUAAUAUACCUAUUGUGACUUAAUUUAAUAAAUAUUAUUAUUUAGUUAAUACCUAAUCGUGUACAAUUACGAUUAUGUCGCGGCAAAUUACGUCUCCACGAGUUAGUCGUCGUAAUAAAAGGAAACUGCAAAUUGACUAUUUGGAUGAAACAUCAUUAGAGCGUGAUGUAGAUUUGUGUGAAGAUUUAUCUAUCGACGUGACUAAUGAUUCCCAAACAUCGUUGGAAGGUCACAGAGACCUGUUUGGUGAGCUGAUACCCGAAGAGUGUGUUAGUGACAAAGUGGUUAAAAACAAAUCAAUAAGGAAGACACCAGGCUCAAAAAAAAAGAAAUUUCCUCACGAAGAAUUAUUAUUUGACACUCCGACAAGACCCAAAAGAGUAUUUAUUCCCACGCCAAAAUUGUUGAAAUCAAUGUUCGAGGGGCAUAAAGAAUUAUACUCCUUGAUGGGUGCCAGUGCGAGGUCAAGUAAUGUUUCAAUUGCAUCAACCGACAGCCUCAACGUAAGCGGGGUUGAACGCUUACAAGAUAGUCCUGUAACAACCGUAAGAAACGAGUCUAAAAAAAAUAUCAAAGAAAACGAUAAUGAACAGAAAUGGUCCAAAGUUCUUGAAGGUAAAUUGAAAUAUUCUAAAAACUUUGUAUAUGUUAAACUUGUUUUUAUAUUAAUUUUUCAUUUUAAGGAUGAUCUUUACAAACCGAAUGAUAUUGAGAAUAUAUUAUCAGAUCAGCUUUGCAAAGAAUUAAAAAAAGUUGUUAGUCCUGUACCAGAUGAUCAAAUUGAUGAAUUAAAUGUACCAAUACCAAUUAAAAUAUUAAGAAACCAUCUCACACCUGAUGUAAUAGUGAAUACAAUACCGAAAGAUGUUUAUGGUCAAAUAGCUAAAAUUGAAUAUCGAUUUAAUUUUAAUUUUCAAGCCAAGAAAAGAUUUCGUAUGCUAUUAUUUCCUUCUGAUAAGGAUUUAAAUAAUAUUGAUGAAAUCAGUGAUUUGUCAACUCAAACCAAAGACAAUGAUUCUAGAACAAUGUCCAUAAAUUCAAUGACUAUCCGGGAACCAGAAGUAUUUUUAGAUGAUGACUUUAGGGUACAGUCAAUCGCCUGUACAGGGAUAAUAAAAAGUGAAGUGAACAUUCUAAAGACAUGCAUUGAAAAAUUGGGAAAAUUUAUUUUUCACACCAAAGUGAAACGUACUACUACUUAUUUAAUUACCAAAUCAGUAUCUAAUCAAUCAUUAGAUAUUGUAUUUGCGAUGGCUUAUGGCUGUUACAUUGUUUCUGAAGAUUGGGUACUCAAAUCAUACGCAAUUGGAAGAUGGCUAUCUCAUCAAAAAUACAUGAUUCCUGAAUUGUCUGAACCUGUCAAAGAUUUUCAAAUACGACGGCAUAGAGUAUCUGGUUCUAAAUUGAAAUUUAAUAUAUUUGAUAAAGCUGGUCAGAUAUAUGUAUCUAAUAGCUGUGAAUCACCAGCCGAACUCUUGAGACAGUUGGUGCAUGCUUGUGGUGGCCAUUGCACAAGUGAGGAAUCUAAAGCAGAUAUAGUGAUUGGCGCUACAAUACAAUUCAGACAUAAUACUCAUGAAAAAUGGAUUUUUGACUGUAUAACCCAGGGGAUAUUGCUAAAUAAAUAUCAGUAUACCUAUGUUAAUUCUAGUGAAUAAUGAUAUUGUGACCUGUAACCUAAAAUAAUUUUUUUAUAAAUCUAUGUAUAUUAACUUUUUUACAUA